AUGUCAACCGAGUUAUCAGCUCUUAUCUGCCGUCUGCAGGCUCAGGGCGAGGAAGAGGACCAACCCGGGCCAUUGUGGGAGCUUUAUCGAAUGCAUCAGGCCAAAGGGUACGGGCAGAGAGCGGGGAAAAAUAGCCUAGCGCCGGCUAACUUCAUGUCUGCUUUGAUGACGUUCAUAAAUCUGCUCCCCCUCGGAGCCGUCUCUGUCUUUGCGUCUGCCUCCGCCGAAGCUCGUUCCAAACCCGCCUUCUUCAUCGCGAGCUCCAACAUCCACUCGAUUGGACCUCGGAGAAUCAGAUCCCCCUCCGGCGAGUUCGAUCCCCGCUGUGGCGAGGGGGCGUGGCCUUGUGUCUUAGCAGCGCGACACUCGUGCUAA
Knipowitschia caucasica is the source of this 375-nucleotide messenger RNA. Lineage: Eukaryota; Metazoa; Chordata; Actinopteri; Gobiiformes; Gobiidae. The record is from the annotation of a GenBank genome assembly.